AUGGCGCGAGCUAUCGCGCCGCAGUUGUUUGCGGAUGUGGCCUUCAGUCGACAGGUUUUGUCCCUGACAGUCAGGUGUAACUUCCGCAGUGACGGCUGUGACUGGAAGGGGGAGCUUCGAGACUUACAGGAGCAUCUGGAGUCCUGUACAUACAGAGACAUGGUCCACAUGGCCUGUGGUCAGGCAGGAGGGAAGAAAGCACGGAAGGAGGAGGCCGUCAGUAAGAUCAAGAAAUGUAAACACUGCACCAAGGAGGUUCCAUCUAGAGAAAUGGUGCUUCAUCACGAGAGCUGCCUCGCUGUGCCGGUGAACUGUCCCAACAGCUGUGGACUGAAGGACGUCCCCCGCAGUCAGCUGCCGCAGCACCUGGAUCCCGUACGCGGGAACUGUCCGCAGUCUGUCCUACCCUGUCCCUUCAAGCCUGCGGGCUGCACUUUUCAGGCCAAACGCCCAGAGAUGAACAAACACCUGAAAGUCUUGCCACAGUACCACCUCGGACUCCUGUGCCAGAAGAUCAACGACAUCCACCAGACUCUUGCCAAACACGAGGGACAGAUGCGGGCGCAAGCCGCCAAAGUCGCCGAGCAGAACGAGCGAAUCCAGAACCAGAACGCUCUCCUCACGAGUCAGCACCAGCGCGUGAAGUCGCAGAACGGGAAGCUGGAAAGCCUGACGGUGAAAGUUUGCAACCAGAGCGAAAAGAUUGAACUCCUGCAGACAGAGCUGUUGAGGAAAGAAGCCAUCAUUGCUGAACAGAUGAAGAAGAUAAAGGAACUGGAAGUCACGAGCUACGACGGCACGCUACUCUGGAGAAUAAACAACUUCAGCCAGAGGCACCAAGAGGCGGCCAACAAGCAGGUUCCGUCCAUAUACAGCCCGCCGUUCUACACCAGCAGAUUCGGGUACAAGAUGUGUAUCCAGAUCUUUGCCAAUGGCGGCGGCGAGACGCGGGGUACGCACAUGUCCAUCUACUUCCACAUCCUGAAGCACCGCUAUGACAGCGUACUCCAGUGGCCGUUUCCCCACAACAUCACGUUCACGCUGCUGGACCAAUCAGACGACUCCAACAAGGCCGAGCACAUCUCGCACACCCUGGUUCCCGACGCCACCGCGCCCAACUACCAGAGACCGACCAGUAGCAUGAGCGAGGGACGAGGGUUCCACAAGUUCGUGUCGUUGGAAAAGCUCUGGAGUCGCAGCUACACAAAAGAUGACAACUUGUUCAUCAAAGUCAAAGUCCACUGUUAG
Molecule: messenger RNA, 1248 nt
Organism: Branchiostoma belcheri (Belcher's lancelet)
Lineage: Eukaryota; Metazoa; Chordata; Leptocardii; Amphioxiformes; Branchiostomatidae
Product: TNF receptor-associated factor 2-like
Exons: 5
Coding region: 1-1248 (415 amino acids)
Biological process (GO): protein K63-linked ubiquitination; positive regulation of JNK cascade; tumor necrosis factor-mediated signaling pathway
Cellular component (GO): plasma membrane signaling receptor complex
Molecular function (GO): protein binding; zinc ion binding
Source: RefSeq, a predicted model, not a curated record